UUAAAAGCUUACAUUGGUGCUAAUUCUGACAUCUUUCAAACAGUGUGAUGCAUACGAUCAUCUAGAAGGAUAUGGAAAUGACAGUGGUGGCAGCUGUCCCUGUUAAUCCGUGUUUUCAUUACCUGUUUUGAUUUUAUUUUACUUUCAUAUUUAAAUGUAGUUUCAUUCUCUUACACCCUCGGUGGUUUUAGAGUUCCUUUUGCCAUGUCUGCAGUAAGUCUGAAUAUCACCUGUGGGCUUGUGAUUGGACAUGGUUUAGCAGUUUGUGGGGAGAUGACUGGGACGUACUUUUAUCACCAGCCUAACACGCAGUCAGUCAAGUUGUGUUAGCCAGGAACUUGUUCCUAUAGCCUUAAUUCUGCUCUGUAUUUCCACUGAACAAGACAAGUCUUCUCACUACAUGUCUGAGACUUGCAGGGCAGGAAUGCAAGGCUAAUAAAUAGACAGAUAUUGCAAAAAUGUAAUAAUGUUGUUUAGGAUUGCUGGAGGUUGGUAUUUGUCAGCCAAUCUUCAAAGAUUCAUUAAAAGCAUAGGAAAUGUAUUUCACAUGUGUUAGUCAGGAAAAUACAGAUACCCUUUAGAGAAGAUUGACUGCUGUGAAGAAAAAAAACAAUCUACAAAGGCAGCUGACACAAGACAAUGCGAUUGUCUUUUUUUUUGCCAUUUGAGAUUCAGAGUUACUAGUUUAAUCUUUAUAUGUCCUGAACUAAAAUGCAUGCCAGGAGGAAGUGACAACUUCUGUCCCUGCAGGUCAGUUUUUGCAGGACAUCUGAGACGAUGUGUUUGGAGCCAAGCAUACUCCGAACUGCAUCUCCCAGCAGCCCUUGCUUGCUGACGGGAGGAAGUUGUCGCUCUGCUUCCUUCUGGACUUUGGCAGAGACUUUAAGCCUGGAAAGCCGCAGGCUCCCGGCAUUCGCAUUUCACACAGCCCGAGUCUUACCAAAAGCAGCAGGCUCCUCUCCCCUCCCACGGAGCCCGAUGGCGGUGCAGGUGACCGUUCUGCCUUCUCUCAGGUGUCUGUUCGACGACCCCGUUCAGAUCCGUGUGACGGGACUCGUGCCGCAGCAGAGGGUCACGCUCAGAGCCUGCCUUCUGGAUGAGGGUGGGGAGCUCUUCCAAGCCCACGCUCACUACAGGGCUGAUGGCAGUGGGGAGCUUGAUCUGACCCGCUGCCCAGCACUGGGGGGCAGCUAUUCUGGAGUGGAGCCCAUGGGAUUGCUGUGGUCUCUGCGGUCCAAAACACCAUAUAAGCGGCUGGCAAAGAGGAACGUCCUGACCCCUUUCUGUGUAGACUUGGAAGUAUAUGAGGGCCAUGGGGACAUGAGCCGGUUGCUGGGAAAAUGCACCCAUGAGCGGUGCUUUUUAGGAGAGGGAGUGAAGAGGAUUUCAGUCAGAGAAGGUCGGCUUAAAGCAACUCUCUUCCUCCCUCCUGGGCCUGGACCAUUCCCUGGUCUUAUUGAUCUGUAUGGAUCUGGAGGAGGACUUGUUGAAUACAGAGCAAGUCUUCUGGCUAGCAGAGGCUUUGUGACUCUAGCUCUGGCUUACAUGGCCUUUGAAGAUCUGCCUGCUAUGCCAGAGAUUCUUGAACUGGAUUAUUUUCAGGAGGCUAUAGACUUUUUGCAUAAGCAGCAGCAGGUGAAAGAUGCUGGGAUUGGCGUUUUGGGCUUGUCUAAAGGAGCUGAUCUAGCCCUUUCCAUGGCCACGUUUCUACCUGGCAUCAAGGCAGCUGUCAGCAUAUCUGGAAGUGGCUUAAAUUCUUUCAUUCCCCUAAGGGGAGAUGGCUUCACUAUUCCUGCCCACCCAUAUGACUUGGGGAGAAUGAAGACCAGUGAGGAGUCUGGUCUUGUAGAUUUUUCAGAUAUCCUAGAUGAUCACAGAGACCCAGCGACUUGGGAUAGUCGCAUUCCCAUGGAGAAGUCCUUGGCCAAGUUCCUUUUCCUGUCAGGGCUGGAUGACAAGAACUGGAAAAGUGACCUUUACUGCCGGGAUGCUGUUCAGCGCCUUAAUCAGUGUGGACAGAAGGCAGAGUUUUGCUCCUAUUCUGGAGCAGGGCACCUUUUGGAGCCACCAUAUCUGCCUCUGUGCCAGUCUUCAAUCCACAAAGUGCUUGGGGUGUUUGUGCAGUGGGGAGGGCAGUGGAGGGAGCAUGCCAGAGCACAAGAAGAUGCCUGGCACAGGAUACAGGCCUUUUUCUGGAAACACCUGAUGAACUCAGACAUUCCUAAGAGCCACCUGUAGUAGAGGUAUUGCUGUCAGCAGUGGCGGCAGGAUUAGUAUUUCAUUUCUUACUGUAUUAAGGCCAAAAUGUUCCUGAAUAAUUUCCCAUUUUUGAGUACUAUCUUGCCCCCAGGUGCAGUGUAGACUGACACCAUCUGAUGUGCCUGUGUGCUGGAGAAGACCCAGCAUGGUGACAUGCAGGUUGCAUUUGUACUGAGCUGGCUUUGCCUUCAGUCUCUGUUCCUCUCCCCUUGCAGCAGAAAAUACUCUCAAAGGAGAAACCUCCAUCGAAUUGUACUACACCUUUAAUUAACCCAGAUACAAACAGUGGCUUUUUGGAAUAAUGUAUCAGUACCUGCACUUACCUUUCCUCUUGGUAUAUUAUUUGCUCACAUUUUUAUAGGAAAAUGGUGCUACAUUUUGCAUCCCAGCUGAGUGAAGAAGCACUCUUCUGAUUUAUUCUGAAGUGCAGAAAUAACAUUUGUUUCUGAUACUUCAAAAACCAGAAGAAAUAAAUCUUAUUAAGGUUCCAAUGGUAGUAUCUCCUGCUGAUUCCAGAUAUGCAUGUCAGUAUAGAAUACAUGUCAGACUGAAGUUUGCACUGCACUACUCAAUAAAUAAAAUAUGUCUAUGUGUACGCACAGUUUACUUGAAAUUACCUGAACGAAGGCUUUGCCUGUCUUAAUGCCUGUAAAUACACAGGCAGUGAUCCCAGUGUAGUCACAAGCUGUCUCUUUGCUUGGCUGAAGAGUUCCUAUGCAGUUCUUAACCUCUUACUACUAAGAGGAGGGGGAAAAUUUGUGGAGUACUUAGCACUCUGCUCAAAAUGGGAGUGAUGUAGGUGUGUUAAGUGCCUGCUUUUGAAUGUUGAUCCCAUUCUGACCACAGAAGGAAGUAGGAGAUGGGUGUCUGUCUUUGAGGCAGCAAAACCUCACCUUGGAGAGAGCACAAAUUCCUGCUGAGAGGAAUUCCUGCCUCCAAGGAGCCCAGAUCCUGCUGAAGGCAGGAUUGUAGCUUCAGUUUUCUCACCUCAGGGAGCAAUGCUUGGGCCUUAAAGGGCUGUGGACUCUAAUGCAAUAUAUCUGAUGCAGAGUGUGCUCCCUCACGUACUUACUUCCAAUUUCUUGCCCCUUCCUCAGGAGGUGGCUGGAUAUUUCUCAGCAGAGAUCUCUCUCCUGGUCACCCAUACAGGUGAUCUAUAAGAAUUUCUGUUAUUACAUCUUCAUUUCGGUUUGUGCUCUGUGCAUCUGCAUUCUGCACAAAUGGUAGCUGGUGAAUGGGUAGGACCUGGCAGAAGAACAACGUGUGGCAACAAGGGAACGCAAACACAUUUAGGCAGUUCAGAUUGGACAAUUGGACAUUCUUUUCUCCAUUAUUUUUCUGUUUUAUUAAAGUAAAAAAAAAUCUGGGUUAUUCAUCCAAAUUUGUCUCAGGCUCAGCGUGCUGUGCUAUGCGGUUUUCUGGGAGAUGAAUGGUUUUGUUCUUUUGUUUUUACUGAAUACAUACAGUGAGGCUUAUGCAGUACAGUGUGUUCUGUGGUGUAACUCACAUCUGUUUUAAUCCCUUCUGAAAUGAAGACAUACUUUCUCAGUCUUCAGUGGGCAGUUUAUAGAUGUACAUUUUGAAUCACAAUAUUGUGAGCUGCUGAAAAGAUACAUUUCACUAUAGGAAACUACUACUAAAGGAAAAAUACUUUUAAUCAGUACCUGUACAACGUUGUCAAUGGUGCUUUCAUACAGUCUGUUACGUUGGCACAUUCAGCAGUCACAUUCAAGGAGAACAGUGUUGAAACGAGGUAGGAGAAAGCUGUGACGUGAUUCCAUUGAUGAUGUUAGCACACAGGACCUCUUUGUUUUGUCGCUAUGAAAUUAAAGUUUUGCCAGCCAAUUGAAAGCUCUUUAUUUACCACAUGGGUGGUGACUGGCAAGAAUGACUGAAAAGACUGAUUAAGCAGUAAAAAGACUGAAAAGGGCGAUUUAGUUGAAUCGGUGCCAUGUUCAAACAAGAAAAUAUGUCAGCCGGUUCUGUUGUGCAGGGUGUUCUUUUUAAAUCAGCUGGCCUUUGCAGAAACUCAGGUUUUAAAGUUAUCUUUGGGAAAUAGAAACUGGAAACCAAAGGGAGACUAAUAUUAAGUAAUUGGAAGUGGCUUAUUUUCAAUGAAAUCUUAUGUUUGUUCUUGAGCAUAUUCUGCAGUGUUUUGCACAAUGGUUUGAAUUCUUAGCAUUUCUUCUGCUGAAGAGGUAGUUUAGACAAGUGGGGCUAAGAUGACAUUUUUCUGAGUUGGAGAUGAAGAUUCUACCACUGGCAGACGCUUCCUGUAGCUUCUCCAGGCUUGCAGAGUACUGGCAACGUUAUUCAAGGAUGAUGGGAAAGGUAUUUAAUUAUGGGUUAUUGAUCUUUACCUGCAAAAGAGAGUCCACACUAAGCACAACUGAUAAAACCAAUAAAAUGGAGAUCAGAAGAUCAGUAAAAGAGCAGAAAUCUUUUCUUGUAAUUUGCUUGUAGCUGAAGAGUGCUUCAGAUGAAAUAGCACAUCAGAAGAUUCACUUGAACAAAAAGGUCUCAGCUUGAUGCUUGCAUCAGUCCUGCUUUUGUUUAGCGCUGUGCACUACGUGUCUAUUAAGAGAAUGAGAAGAGCUUCCUAAGAAACUGAGAAGCAGUCUCACACAUAAGCAGCUACAAAUAAAUUUGUUAAAAGGGAAUGAUACAUCUUGCAAUGCUCUUUUUGGGCAAUAUCAUUUCCAUAGCUCAUUUGUAAUUGGGCAACAAUAGAAACUGCUGAAUUGUCACUGCAUCUUUCAAGUUUUCCUUCUUUGCUCUGGUUGAACUUGUGGUCUCUCAGCAUGGAAAGGCAAGUAACCCAAACAGAAUGUAAAUGCUGUGAAAAAAAUCCCAUCUGUGACUUGAAUCUCUUUAAUCUCCACUGUAGCCUUACUGCCCAGCACCCCUGAAUCUGAUGUAAUCUAGGUGAAUGUGAUCUGGGCUAUGUGACAUGCAUCUAGCUUAUUAUUUUAAAGUAGCUGUCAGUGAAGCAGGCCACAGGCUGUUUGCACACUGUGAGACCUUUGGAUGUAGCUUUACUUUUUCAUUGUGGGCUUUCUAUGUCACAAUGCAGUUUUUCUUUGGCUAGCUCCAUCUGACUCUUAAUAGCCCUUUAGAAAAAGCUCUAGGGACUUCUGGUCAGGAGCACCAGGUUGAAAUAAUUUGAGCACUGCAUGGGGCAACGAACCCUACAUUUUUCAAGGCUCCUUGAAAAAGCUUAUGAGACCGACCUUUCUUUCAUGGGUUCUUUCCCCAUACUUUGCCGGAUAUGUUCUUAGGCUCUGUGUAGUUGACAAAGAAAGAAAACCCUUGAAACUCUUCAGCGAAUACCUGGUACAAUUAUUUGUAUGUAAGCUAAAGCUGAUCCUGAAGCAUUUUUGAUGUAUGUAAGGUAUAACUCAGAGGAAACUUCAGAGUGAAAGGAAUCCCAUUGUCUCUAUUAGAGGAAAGUGGACCACAACUACAGGAGAGGUAGAACACCUUUGAGAAAGUACCUGUACAUUGAGGCCUCUGCAAAAGUACUGAACCGUGGAGAUUUUGGUGGAAUUUUACUAGGAGCUGCUCUGAACAAGGAGGCUUCUGUGUAAAUGUGCUCCUGUAACAGUAAUAGUUUCUUACCAAGGAGCAUCUCUGCAUGGCUUCUGAAAGCAGGGCUGUUUCUUAGCCAAAAGGCGGAAGGAAUGAAGUGCAAGAUGAGAAUAUGCAUUGUGAGGUGUGAUGAGAAGUGGCCUUUCCCCAUCUGCCCUUUCAGUUUCGUGUGUGUAUCUGGAAGUCUAAGGAUGAUCAGGGAAGAUCACUUUUUUUUCUUUUUUAAGUUCAAAGCUUACUCAGUGCUCUGUAAUACAUUACCAUAUCAUUUGUUUCCAAGCUCUAGGAUAAAACAACUUGUUAAUGACAAAAAACAUUCAAAACUUUGACUGUAGUAAUAUUUUGCUAAGAAUUUUGUAAUGCAACCAUUUCAGAAAAAAAAAUCCCCAUUCUGCACUUUUUAGUGCUCUAUGUAUGUAAUUUGGAAAAGGAAUCUGAGCCAAAUGUAGCGCAGAGAAAGUGAUAUUUUGAGUGAAGCUUUGCUAGAAGGAAUAUUAAUGUUUCCAAUGAACUAACACCCUUUGCGGCAUUUCCUGCAAAACGUCACUGUAAUUUAUCAUUGUCCAGGCCAAAAUACAGGAAAGCUAAAACUCAGAGUUUUUCAGAGUAAAAAAAAAUUGUUUGUGAAAGACAAAGAUGUGCCCUGACUCUAGAUACCCCCUGGGGAAAAUAAUUAAUGAGUUGCAUUCUAUUAAUGUAGGCUUAUAUCUGUGACUCAAACCACUGAACAUCUAACAUCUUGCAUUUUGACUGUGAAUUAAGUCUAUAUUAAAGUAAAUUCAGUUAAAAUUGUGGACAUGUGCUCCAGGCUAGCUCUGCUAAGAGUACCUUGCAUAGGAGAGUGAAACCAUGCCUUUUAGAGUUUCUGUGGCCUUGUAUUAAUCCAAGGUAACUGUAGUGGAGCUUUUAGUUAAAACUAGUCUGGCUGAUUCUGAGUUCUGCUGCAGUAAUCAGCUAGUUUGAGCGUGUCACUGUGUAAGGGAGCUGGUAGGUCUCAGAAGUGCUGAGACUGGGUACAGGACCAAGUGUUGGCUCAAAAGACAAACUGUUAGGUCUGGGCAAGAACAAAAUGCUGGAGAAGCCAUUAGUGUCACACUAGCAGAAAAUAGCUAUCUGUAGAGCAUUCUUGUUCAUACCCAGACUGUUUGAUUUUCAGUUUCUGUUGCUAGAAAUUGCAGCUCCAGGAAAAUCAGAUUACCUCUUUGUAUGACAUCAGAGAAGUACAUUGGUAGCAGUGCAAUUUAUACAUAGUGGUGUAUACAAGUGAUACAUUUUGUCUUUAAGAUGGAAGGGCUGAUCAUUCAAUCUGCUAUCUCUGAUGCUCUGAGAAUCUACUUUGCAGGUUGGUUUGAGGUUACUUUGAAUACAAAUUCUGGAUGCUAAGAUUAAGAAUUCAAGCACUUGGCAGUGACAUAGAGGUCAGUGCAUGACACUGUGCAGAAUUUGGGAAUGACGGUAUGAGCUGGACUCGGUGCAUUUGGCCUGCUGACCAGUCGUUGGUUCUUGCCAGAAAUGGUGUGAGAUGAAUACCAAUCUACUAUGCUCCUUUGUGCUACUGACAGAAUAUUGCUAGUUCUAGGUAUAAAUCCUAAAGUAAAUAAAAUAUAUUUGUCCUUCACUUCUACUGUAUCAACUAUGUUUUCUAUUGAUCAUCAAGCAUUUUCUUUUUGCAAGGACUCUUUUGAGAGUAGACCUCCUCUCUGGUAGAUGUUGCAGAAACAAACCCACUCCACAUGACUUACCAUCACACCAGUACACAAGGUACUGAUUAGUGCAGUGGACAAAUUUAUGUAAGAGUUAUCCAUCAAGAUUGACUAAACGUGAAGACUCUGUCUCUCCCAUUCAGCGUCUCAGAACUGCAAAUUAUGUGAAACUAAGAGUAUUUUGGAGAAUUACCACUAUGGAUUUGUCCUGUUCUUGGACUUUUCUUUGAACAUCUCUUUUGACCAUUGACAGAACAAGGAUGCUGGACUAAAUGGUCUUUUGAGCUGAUGCAGAUAAAUCCAUUUUUGCUUGCAUGUUUACUGUGGUUUUUAUUUCUUCUUUUUUUUUUUUUUUUUUUUUUUUUUUUUUUUUUUUGUUUUGUUUUGUUU
Messenger RNA from Lagopus muta (rock ptarmigan), 7940 nucleotides. Its product is annotated as acyl-coenzyme A thioesterase 1-like. Lineage: Eukaryota; Metazoa; Chordata; Aves; Galliformes; Phasianidae. The record is from RefSeq and is a predicted model, not a curated record. The transcript has 3 exons. The coding region runs from base 778 to 2238 and encodes 486 amino acids. Gene Ontology annotation, molecular function: fatty acyl-CoA hydrolase activity. Gene Ontology annotation, biological process: acyl-CoA metabolic process; fatty acid metabolic process.